AUGGCCUUCCCUAACGGAAUCCCCUACUUCCUCCCCGCCGAGCGCGCGCAGGUGCUCGCCAACUACCCGCACGCCCGCAUCAUCCCGGCCGGCUCACAACUCAUUUACAUAUCGGGCAUCUCCUCGCGCCGCGGCGAUAAUACCGUUGCCGGCUGCACCACGGACGAGGCCACGGGCAAGCACACGCUCGACAUCCGCCUCCAGACCGAGGCUGUUCUCAGCAACAUCGAAGGCACCAUCCGCGGCGCGACAGCUGGCCAGUGCGGCAUGGACAGCGUUGUUAACGCGACCGUCUUCCUCACUGAUAUGGCGGACUAUAAGGGCAUGAACGAGAAAUGGAAUGAGGUCUGGCCCGAUAAGAGUAAAGCCCCGUCGCGGACGUGUAUUCAGGUCGCCGCGCUGCCAAAUGAGCGGCUGAACGUCGAAAUUCAAUGUCAGGCGCUGUGGAAGCAGUAG
Molecule: messenger RNA, 456 nt
Organism: Microdochium trichocladiopsis
Lineage: Eukaryota; Fungi; Ascomycota; Sordariomycetes; Xylariales; Microdochiaceae
Product: Endoribonuclease L-PSP/chorismate mutase-like protein
Exons: 1
Coding region: 1-456 (151 amino acids)
Cellular component (GO): mitochondrion; cytosol
Molecular function (GO): deaminase activity
Source: RefSeq, a predicted model, not a curated record